AUGAAACACGACACGAAGACGCGCAAGUCCAGCUCCUCCUUCAUACAGAUAACAAGUGGAAAUUUUUAUUUUAUUGAUGCAUCUACUUAUCAACAGCCCAACUUUGGUCUACUCUUCGACAUUGACGGAGUGUUGCUACGUGGUUCAACUCCCAUUCCCGAGGCAAAAGUUGCAAUGGACUUACUCAAAGGCAAAGAUGGAAAACUGCGCGUGCCAAUUGCCUUUGUUACAAACUCCAUGUCCCAACCGGAGGUGAAGAGGAAGCAACUGGAAUCAACCUUCAAUAUCCAGUUAGAACUGGAGCAAAUCAUCUUCGCCCCGAGUCCUUUCAAAUCAUUUGCCCAGUGGCACCACCACAAAGUUCUCGUCGUGGGACAAGGUGAUGUUAGAGAAUGGGCGAGUGAUUUGGGUUUCACGGAUGUCUAUACAAUGGACCAGGUGGCCAAGGCCUACCCGCUUUUGGACAUGGUUGAUCAUGAAAACAGGAAAAUUGUCGUAAGUGCAAUCCUACUUUUGGGUGAGCCAACGCACUGGGAGAUGUAUCUCCAACUGCUUAUCGACCUCCUUGUCACCAAUGGUAAGCCAGACCAUAAGCCGGAGAAUUAUCCUGACAGUCAUCUUCCCAUCCUUGCGUGUAACAUGGAUCUCCUCUUCAUGGCUCAAGCUUCAAUGCCCAGGCAAAUUUGGGCACGGAGCCUUUCUUGUCUGCCUGGAGUCCUUCGAGUAACGGGACACCCUCUUCGAUAUACAGCAUUAGUUGGAAAACCCAGUGAAAUUACCUAUCGCUUUUCGGAACAUAUUUUGAGCAAGACAUCUCUUCGUUUGGGCUACACACGUCCAAUCAGGAGGAUUUACUUUUUCGGGGACAACCCCGAAGUGGAUAUAUUGGGCGCCAAUCUGUAUAACAUGUAUCUUCGCCGUUACCGUCGUUUAUCGGGUGGCCGUGAGGUGGCCCCUCCGGAACAGGCCAGGUUGGACAAAAAAGCGGCAGUCGCUUCGUCCAGAACAGUGCCAGCUGACGCAACCUUCCUUCCCCAGACUGCCCGUGGUGUCGAAUCUAUUCUGGUUUGCACUGGUGUCUACAAGCCAGAUGACCGUGAUAAGCGUCAACUAACACAACCACAAAAUUGUCAUCGUGACUUCCUUGGUGCCACCGAUUUGGUUCUGCCCAGUUUUGAGGUUGUUGAUGUGCUCGAGGGCAUGAAGCUUCUACUUUUGGAGGAACACUUCAACCCCAAACUGGCUUAG
This is a messenger RNA of Dibothriocephalus latus, 1248 nucleotides long. The record is from the annotation of a GenBank genome assembly. NCBI's taxonomy places the organism in Eukaryota, Metazoa, Platyhelminthes, Cestoda, Diphyllobothriidea, Diphyllobothriidae.